GAAUUACUAAUGCAGCAUUUUAAGAAGCAAGGAUUGGUGGGACUUAAAAAUAGAUGAGUUUAGAGCCAGGCAUGUAGGAUUCACCUAAAAAAUUAAGCAACAUGUUCAUGUUGAAAGUUUUUUCACCAUCCCCUUCUGUUUUUUUUCCUCCCCUCUUCUGUUACUUCCCCCCUUGCAUCAAUCCAGAUCCUUGAAAUCUACAGCAAAGUUAGUAUAUUUAUUAGAUCAGUUUAAUAAAAAGUCAUCCCUUUUUAAGUUAGUGUGAUAAACUGAAUGCACAGAACCUGCUGCUUCAUACAGCUGAGAGAGCAGUAAUUUGUUAUGCAUGCCUGGGAAUAUUUGUCACUGUUUUAGGAAACCACACAAGUUGUUAUUUGAGCCAUUGCAGGCAUAUAUGCACUUUAGAUAUGAAAAUAUACAUGCAUAUAUAUAUAUAUAUUUCAUCAUAGGCGUAUGUCUGUUAAGCAGCAUUGGAUGAUACAGUGCCAGGAAACCUUAUAUUUUUUCUGCCUUUCUAGAUAAGGCUCUAAAUACAAGUGGUACCAGUUAUGCCUAAAUUUAAAGAUAGUGGGAAAUGGUAAUAGCAAGUUGCCACAAAAAUGAAUAGUUGAAAGUGAAAGGAGGAAGGUAGAUUGAGCAAGCAGCUCAUGAGAAAGUAUUUGUUGCCAAAAUGCAGCACAGACAAAAGAAGACUAAAGGGAGACUGAAUCUUAGACGCUCACUCUGUACAUUAAGUUUAAUGGUUAUAUCAACGGCUUCAUAUGACAGGAAAUGAUCUGGGCGUUUUGUUCACUUAUUCUGGAUGCCCUUAGUUUCACAGAGCAACGGGUAACAUGGAUUGCACCUCAGAAGGAGACAGCUGAACUCUCCCUCUGGCUUUAGUGAGGAAAGAGCAGCGAUGAAAUCCGUGGACUGUGUGCACGUCAUCCAGCAGAAGGAUACCGCCUCCUCUCCCUCUGCCCCCCCUGGUGCUGGUUUGGGCACCAAGGGACUUUUUUCUGUCACAUUCCUGUGGCUUGCAAUGCUCCUGUCCUCUUGUCUUGCAGCAGUGUCUCUUUACCAUGUUAUCACCCUGAAAACAGAAGUAGAAGCUCUCCGUAGCGAGCUGAUCUACAGGGUCCAGGCGAGCUCCCGGCUGGACCAGCCACUGGUGUCCCCUAAUGAAAAUCGAGCGGGUGCCCCUGCUUCUUCCUUUCUGCAAGUGUCAGCAGCUGCUGCCAGGCAGGGAAACAGGGUAGCUGGUCCUGACACAGCUGAGCGUUUCCAGCAGGAAAUCUGGAAUGGGAGCAGGAACAGGGGGAGGAGGUCUAUAAUCCACACCGAAGAAACAGUGCUGCAGGCCUGUUUGCAACUGAUUGCUGACAGCAAAAGUGAUGUCCAACAGAAAGAAUUCUUGUUUCUUCCAGAUGAUUCAAGCAUUGUCCCUUGGCUCCUUAGCUUUAAACGUGGAACAGCUCUGGAAGAACAAGGAAAUAAAAUAGUGAUCAAAGAAACAGGAUACUUUUUCAUAUAUGGCCAGGUUUUAUAUACAGAUACAACAUUUGCUAUGGGACAUCUAAUACAGAGGAAGAAGGCCCAUGUGUUUGGUGAUGAUCUCAGUUUGGUGACGUUAUUUCGUUGCAUCCAAAAUAUGCCACAGUCUUAUCCGAAUAAUUCUUGCUAUACUGCUGGCAUUGCAAAAUUAGAAGAAGGGGAUGAGCUUCAACUUACAAUACCACGAAGAAGGGCCAAAAUAUCCUUGGAUGGAGAUGGUACUUUUUUUGGUGCAGUUAGACUCCUCUGAAGCCCCUCUUUUCUAUUAUUAUGCUUAGUGCAAUUUUCUUCUCUUCCUAUGCUUCUGAGAGAAAAAAUAUUGGAUUGCAAGAAAGCUGCCAGUUCAGUCUCUCCACACACACACGCACACACCCCUUCCAAGACCUUUUGUGCGGUUUAAUAAGCAAACCCAAAACAGGAAACUCACUAGACGUACUGUGAGAUAUAACCAUCAUGCGAUUACCAGAAAGCAAAUUUGUUUUAGACAAUGGAAUAUUCUAACUAAUAUCUGUAAACACAUGGGUUUUGACUUUGAAGUAAUUCCUUGUCCAUGAGGCAAAUCAAAGAGUUGACCCCAAAAUAUAGCAAAAGCAGGACCAUUUUUAUUAUAAUUAUUAUUAUUAUUAAGGCUUUCUCUUACCUGUGGAUCUGUGUAUAAAUUACUAAAAUCUAUUAGUAUUUGCUAACUAGAAUCAGUGUUACUGGGAAAAGGACAUGUAAGAUACUUUGACGGUUCAAUCUUCAAAGUGUCACUACUUGUUAAGGAAUAUGUGUAUGCUUGUAUGUGAGCAAGGCAGGGAUAGAAAGAAACACAGUGAAAUGAUACCCAUUUAUAUACAGGACAGAAAAUUAAUUUUUCUCCCUCAAAAGGAAAAUGUUGGUGUUUCCUCCAAUCCUUAUUUCAAUAAGGAUCAUGUAGACCAGCUAUACUUCUCCGUAUCAUAAUAUAGUAGGUGGAACUGGAUUUCUGGCUUCAAAAUUUUUGCAAUCAUAAAUAAAUGUCUGUGUGUAUAUAUGUGUGUGUAUAUAUGUAUGCAUAUGCACAUAUGUGUGUGUAUAUAUAUACACACAUACAUGGGUCAUUAACACUUGGGCAUAGGAUUUUAUUUUCUUUUGAACAGUUUAUCCAAUGGAAAUAUUAUUGUAUAUGUAUUUGUCCUUUUUGUCUUGCUUUUUGCUAUCAUCCUUUCAAAGCAACAGAGUAAAAAGAAAAAAAAAAAAGCCAUACAGUUAAGAAAUUACAUUUGUAUCCCUGGAGUCUGGGUUCAUUUCCUAGGCUAACUAUAGACUUACUGUGCGUUUUUGAGAAUAUUGCUCAAAUCUGCCUAUACACAAAAAUCAAAACUGUAAAUAGGUCUAAGCAGAUUUCUUCUUUUCUCCCUUUUGUCUAUCUGCUUUGUUCAGUAGACAAGAUUUUUUUUUCUUUUUCUUUGCCCAAGGAUGCAUGUAUACCACACCUAAUAGAAUGGUCAAGGCUUCUAGGAGCUAUUGUAAUACAAACAUUAAAUAGUUUUUUCACUGAUUUUCAUGGAAGUAUUGAAGUGCUACUGAAAUAGAUAAAAAUAAUAAAAAACACAGUAAUGAGCUGUGCUUCAUUUGAAAAAAAUGUUCUAGGGGCUGAGUAUUGUGUCAUUAGUAAAGAAAAGGUUCUUUGUA
Molecule: messenger RNA, 3189 nt
Organism: Dromaius novaehollandiae (emu)
Lineage: Eukaryota; Metazoa; Chordata; Aves; Casuariiformes; Dromaiidae
Gene: TNFSF13B
Product: TNF superfamily member 13b
Exons: 6
Coding region: 899-1783 (294 amino acids)
Biological process (GO): immune response; positive regulation of B cell proliferation
Cellular component (GO): membrane
Molecular function (GO): receptor ligand activity; tumor necrosis factor receptor binding
Source: RefSeq, a predicted model, not a curated record